Sinocyclocheilus grahami is the source of this 881-nucleotide messenger RNA. Its product is annotated as coiled-coil domain-containing protein 43-like. Bases 28 to 669 code for a protein of 213 amino acids. The record is from RefSeq and is a predicted model, not a curated record. NCBI's taxonomy places the organism in Eukaryota, Metazoa, Chordata, Actinopteri, Cypriniformes, Cyprinidae. The transcript has 5 exons.
UCGCUAUCAGGACCCCAGCCAGGCAAGAUGGCGGAGCCCAACCAAGUCGCCGGGGAGUUUGAAAACUGGCUGAACGAGCGGUUGGACUCCCUCGAAGUAGACAGAGAAGUUUAUGGAGCGUAUAUACUCGGAGUGCUUCAGGAAGAGGAAAGUGGUGAAGAGCAAAAGGAUGCUCUUCAGGGCAUUCUCUCCGCUUUUCUGGAAGAAGACACGCUUGAGGAGGUUUGCCAGCAGAUCUUAAAACAGUGGACUGAGUGCGGCAGCAGAUCUGCAGUCGAGGGUACUCAGGCAGAUGACGAGGUUCAGGCGAUUGCCAGUUUGAUAGAGAAGCAGGCACAGAUUGUGGUCAAACAGAAGGAGGUGUCGGAGGAGGCCAAGAAGAGGAAAGAGGUUCUACUGGCACAGUAUGCUCAUGUCACAGAUGAGGAGGAUGAAGAUGAUGAGGAAGAGCAAGCUGCAGUGGGGAUACACAGUGAAAAAUCCAUGUUCAAAAACACCAAUGUCGAGGAAGUUUUGAACCGCCGCAAACAGCAGCGUGACCAGGCCAGAGAGGACGCGCAGAAGAAGAAAGAACAAGACAAGAUGCAACGCGAGAAAGACAAACUAGCCAAGCAGGAGCGCAAGGACAAAGAAAAGAAACGCACGCAGAAGGGAGAACGCAAGAGAUAGAAAGAAAACACAGCACGAAAACUUUCGUAGACAAUAUAAUACCAAGGUCAUUUACCUAGAAGAGAAAAAUGCAAUGAGACCUCAGCAAACAAUGUCCCAACUAACAAUGUAUGCAUCCAUAUCACGUUUUGGGUCCGGUAUUGCUUAUUGAAUGAUAAUGUUGGGCCUAUUUAGCUGUUUUCUUGGCUUGUGCAAAACAAAUCAAAAACCAG